AUGGAAACUUAUGAAACUUAUGAAAAACAAAUCAUAUAUAAUGAUGAUAAUUCUAUUAAUUUAUCCUUUGGCCAUGCUGCAGAAUGGUACUUAACUAAUAUACCAUUAUUACAAAAUUAUCGUUUAAAAAACCAAAGUAGGCAGGUUACUCCAAAACUUGUUAAAAAUAGUAUUUUAACUAUAGAACGCACACAAGGAGCAAUAGAUUAUUUAGAAUGGACUACCACAACUAGAACUAAAAAAUCUACAAAUAGAAUAGAUGAUAUAUUAGUUCUAACUACUAAAGGAGAAGACUUAGUUUCACAAAUCAAUUUAGGAAUAGAGAAAGAUCAGCAGUGCUGGUAUUGGGUAAUGUACUGCUCUGGUAAUGGGAAUAUUUGUCAACAUUUAUAUGGUGGAAUUGGAAAAUGUUUAGAAACUUGUAAUCAUUAUUUGUUAUAUAAUAAUCUAAAAAAUGCAAAUGAUAUGCAUUUAUGCAGUGUUAGAGUUAUUUCCGAAUGUCGAUUAUCAGAUUCAAUUGCUUUAAGUAGAAGAGCAGAUCACAGAACAGCUAAAGGAAUAAAAGCCAAAUUAUUAACUCCAUUUAAUGGUGCAUCAGAAGAAGUAAUUAGUAAAGCAUUAGCAA
Molecule: messenger RNA, 625 nt
Organism: Funneliformis caledonium
Lineage: Eukaryota; Fungi; Glomeromycota; Glomeromycetes; Glomerales; Glomeraceae
Source: the annotation of a GenBank genome assembly